Molecule: messenger RNA, 978 nt
Organism: Trichomonas vaginalis G3
Lineage: Eukaryota; Parabasalia; Trichomonadida; Trichomonadidae
Exons: 1
Coding region: 1-978 (325 amino acids)
Source: RefSeq, a predicted model, not a curated record
AUGCAACCGAAAAGCGCGAGAGCUUACAGUCCUCAUGAAAAUAAAAAAAGGGUCUUGAACUUUACAGCUGUAACUCCGCGUAUUUCUAUACCAAAACCUCCACAAACAAUUAGAAUUAAGUACGUUACAAAUUUUAAUUCAACAGAGAAAGGAAGUUUUGGUGAUGAUGCACCAAAAUUCACAAUAGGAGUGCGUAAAAAUGAUUAUAAAGAUCCUUAUGCUAUUCCAGGUCCGUCAGAUUACACAAUGCCCAAUUUGGAUGCAGGAAAGAUACCAUAUAAAAUACCUAGAUCGCCGCGAAAAGAUACAACAGAGAAUUAUACUGCAAAUAUAGACUUUAUUAUGCCACCUCCAUUAAAAUCAGUUGCUGUAAAGAUUCCAAACUCACCAAGACAGCCUCUAUAUGAAUUAUCAGAUGCACCAGGACCAUGCAAAUACAACAUCCCAUACGGAUUAACUCCACGCGGUCAUAAAAUUUCAGUUGCAAAAACAAGAGACGUUUUCGAACCUGUUUUAUCAAAUUCACUUGGCCCUGGUUGUUACGAUAUUCAUUAUGAUAAUACUAUUACUGGCGUAAGUGCCAAAAUCUCUACAGAUCCAAAAAGAGGAGAUUGGAUGAUCGCAUCGAAGAAUCCUGGUCCAGGAGAAUAUACACCUGUUGAUAAAGUCAAAGAACCUUCAUAUCUUAUCGGAAAGAAGUCAAGACCUUCAAAACAUCGUCAAGAAAAUCAGCCAAACUCAAAUCUUUAUGCAAUUGAUGCAUUUUACAUCAAUUUACCGAAAAGUAUUGAUCCAAAAGAAGUACUGAUGUAUUUAACAGAAGAACCAGCAGUUCGUGAAUUUAUUCAUGAAAUUGGCGAAAUAGUUUUUGAUAGGAAACCAGAUGAUCCAAUAGGAUACAUCAGAAACUAUUAUUCUCAAUUCAAACCAAAUCGUCAAGAUAUAAAUAAGGUUAAAAAGAAUCUUGAAAUGUUUUAA